CGCAGCGUAGCGUGAGAAAAGAAGAGACUAAAGUAUUGUUUGUGCGUUGCUUUGGGCCCAAUUACUUGAGCCUAAUCCUUCCCUCUCUCUUUCUUCCAUUUCUAACAGAAUUUUUUUCGUCUUUCCAUUGCCUUUCCAUCUAUUCACCUUCGUUCUCUUCUUACUCAUUUUCGUUAUCAUUCGCAUUUUCCGCCUUUCUCCUAUUUUUUUUCCUUUUUAAUCCAUCUCCGCAGUUAUUAUUGCUUGCUGAUUCUUCUCCGCCGCGUCGUUACAUUUUCUGACGAUUUUCCGGUCUAAAGAGAUAGAGAAGAAGUGAAAGAUUUUGGAGGAGUUGCGCAUCUUGUUGUUUGUGUUGAAACCGUAGCAUGCUGUGACCCAAGAUUGAAACAAGCAAUCAUGUCACUAAAGAGCCAGGCUGAGCAACUACUUAAAUAUCUUGUACUAUCAGAUCCUGCUGUACCAUACAUUUCCAUUCCCGCAGGCAUACUUGCUAGCAAAUUGGUCUAUGAUCUGACUGAUUUGAUCAGCGGUGUUUACUUCAAGAGCUAUUCUAACCUUUCCAGGAUUCAGCGGGUGGAGUGGAACAACCGGGCAAUGUCAACUGUUCAUGCUGUUUUCAUCACAGCAGCAGCAUUAUACAUGGUGUUUCUGUCAGAUCUCUAUUCUGACCGAUAUUUUCCCCUUGUUACCUUUCGUAGUUCAACAAUAUCUACAUUUGGCCUGGGAGUGUCUGUCGGUUACUUCAUAACUGAUCUUGGGAUGAUCCUUUGGUUUUACCCUGCAAUUGGUGGAAUGGAGUACGUGAUACAUCAUCUGCUUUCCCUCGUAGCUGUGGCCUAUGCCAUGUUAACUGGUGAGGGGCAGCUUUACACCUACAUGGUUCUCAUCUCAGAGACAACCACCCCUGGGAUCAAUUUGAGAUGGUACCUUGACACAGCUGGAAUGAAGAAGUCAAAAGCAUACCUCAUAAAUGGAGUUGUAAUAUUCUUCGCAUGGCUGGUUGCGAGAAUUCUUUUGUUCAUGUACAUGUUUUACCAUGUUUACUUACACUUGAAUCAGGUCCUACAGAUGCACGUUUUUGGGCAAUUUUUGGUUUUCGUGGUUCCAUUGAUAUUAUCGGUUAUGAACUUGACGUGGUUCGCUAAAAUAUUCAAAGGAUUGAAAAAGACAUUAGCGAAAAGACAAUGAAAAACCAAAAGAAAAACAUCUGCUCUGCUUUUUGGGCCAACAUUGUGACAUAAAGGUAGCUCGCUCUUAAAAGGUCUUUCUCUUCGUCAAUACCCUCCCUCCACUUGUACAUGUUGAAGUUGCUAAAUUGUACAAUUUCAUGUUGAAAUAAGUACAUAGGUAGCCAUUCUAGUAGGAAAAAAUAUUGGGAAAAAAAUAGCAUAAUUUAAUGCAUAAUGAUUGUUUAUUGUAGAUAUAUAGGAAGGUUUUUUCCCCUUUUCUCGGUGCCCUUAGUCUAUCCUCGUGUGUUUCAGGUUUGUGUC
Molecule: messenger RNA, 1490 nt
Organism: Benincasa hispida (wax gourd)
Lineage: Eukaryota; Viridiplantae; Streptophyta; Magnoliopsida; Cucurbitales; Cucurbitaceae
Biological process (GO): lipid homeostasis
Cellular component (GO): membrane; endoplasmic reticulum
Source: RefSeq, a predicted model, not a curated record